AUGGACGAUAUCCUGAGAGGCCUCAAUCCUGCGCAGAGAAAUGCCGUCGCCUCCGAGUCGGCGGUCCUGCAGGUUCUGGCGCCUCCGGGAUCUGGCAAGACGAAAACACUGACCGCACGCGUCGCGCACUUCAUCGCGCAUCGACGGCUGGAGCCAUGGAACAUCAUCGUCUGCACCUUCACCGUGAAGGCGGCGAGCGAGAUGAAGGAGAGAAUCACAAGCUUCGUGGGAGGCCAGCUGUCGAGACACCUCAAAUUGGGCACUUUUCAUUCGGUGGCGUUGAGAUAUCUCCGGGCAUACGGAGAGCACAUUGGCCUGUCCAAGGACUUUGGCAUUGCCGACACGUCUGAUACCAAGGCCAUCUUGAAGCGACUCAUCAAGAAUUUGAAGAUAUCCAUCGAACCGGGGCCCGCUCUUGGCCGGAUCUCGGCUCGAAAGGUCAAAGGGGCGGCAGAGAAGGCGCCGAAGAGUGUGGACCAGCAAGAAUUCACAAGACUAUUCGAAGAGUACGAGGCCGAGCUGGCCCGUCUCAACUUACUCGACUACGAUGAUAUUCUGCUGCGAUGCUCCUUCUUGCUGAAAAGCCACCCGCAAUGCGUUGCCAACGUGCAGGCGGUCCUGAUUGAUGAGUUCCAAGACACGAACAACAUCCAAUACGAUCUGAUGACACUCUUUGCACAAAAGCACAACGUCAUCACGAUUGUGGGCGAUCCUGAUCAGAGCAUCUAUGGCUUUCGAGCCGCCGAGGCGAAGAAUCUGAUUCGAAUGAGGCAGCAAUGGCCAGAUACGCUUACCAUCAACCUCGAACAGAACUACAGAUCAUCCGGCGCCAUUUUGCACGCUGCUCAGAACAUCAUAGAGCAAGAUGAGAGUCGACCGCCGAAGAAGCUGCAGGCCACACAUACCUUUGGCCUUCGACCAGUGCUACGAAAGCUGUCCUCGGCUUAUGCAGAGGCAGAGUGGCUUGUGUCGGAGAUCAGGCGUACCCGCUGCCUCGCUGGAAAUAUGGUGGACUUGAGUGACUACGCAAUAUUACUCCGUUCUGCGGCACUCUCACGGGCCAUUGAGUCAGCUUUAGGUAGCGCGGGACUGGCUUAUCGCAUGGUUGGCGGACUGCGAUUCUACGAUCGUAUGGAAGUGAAGCUCAUCGUAGACUAUCUCCGCGUGAUACAUCAACCCGACAACAGCGAAGCGUUAGAACGGGUUCUCAAUGUACCCUCGAGACAUAUUGGAGACACCACGAUCCAGAAACUCAGGCAAGAAGCGCAGGUGAAAGGGUUGUCCUUGUGGGCCCUGGUCUUGGCAGUAGCACAAGGACGACGUAAGUCAGAUACGAAGCUCAUGGACAAGACGGUGAAGGGCCUAACUUCAUUCGUUGAUGUCAUAUUGUGUGGCCAGAAGAAGGUGGACUCGUGGGCCGGGGAGGCGGCUGAGACACCAUCUGUUGUCGAUCUGAUUACGCUGAUCUCCCACAAAAUCAAACUGCAGUCAUACCUGAGGGAGAAGUUUUCGGCCGAAGACAGCUUUGAAGCGCGCUGGACGAAUGUUGAAGAGCUAAUGGCACAAGCCGCAGAGAUGUCCAGACCAGAGACACUCGCACAGCUCGUUGAACUUGACAGCCUGCCCGUGCUUGAUGACAUAGAACAGCGACAGGCUACAGACCAGGACAUUCUCUCCAUUUUUCUUGCCAACAUUGCCUUGACUGCUUCUGCAGAGAAGAAAGCCGAUGAUGAAGGCGAGAAAGCUCAGCAAAUCACGAUAUCGACCAUUCACGCCGCGAAGGGUCUGGAGUGGCCUGUAGUAUUCAUCCCUGCGUGCUAUAACGGCUCGAUCCCACACUCUCGUGCUGACGACAACGACGAGGAGCGGCGACUGCUGUAUGUUGGCAUGACGCGGGCACAGGCUCUGCUGUACUUGAGCUGUCCAAUCAAGAACACUCAAAGAGAAACGACCACCAUGUCCCCUUUCUUAACGCACUCUGGAGUGAGUGGUUUCUUCGAAGAGCACGGCCCAAGUCUGCCAGCAUCAGACUUGAUAAGCUUGUCGACAACACUCGCAAAGGCCUGUCCCAGCGAAGCGACGCUAAAUGCAGCAAGGAAAACGUUAGAGCGCGACGAAGACAACUACUGGCCACUCAAUGGCGAUGAACCUUUCGAGGAACUCGCCAAG
This is a messenger RNA of Sphaerulina musiva SO2202, 2169 nucleotides long. RefSeq names its product UvrD-helicase-domain-containing protein. Gene Ontology annotation, molecular function: DNA binding; hydrolase activity; ATP binding. The record is from RefSeq and is a predicted model, not a curated record. Gene Ontology annotation, biological process: recombinational repair. The annotation marks the transcript as partial. The transcript has a single exon. NCBI's taxonomy places the organism in Eukaryota, Fungi, Ascomycota, Dothideomycetes, Mycosphaerellales, Mycosphaerellaceae. Gene Ontology annotation, cellular component: nucleus.